Molecule: messenger RNA, 2499 nt
Organism: Monopterus albus (swamp eel)
Lineage: Eukaryota; Metazoa; Chordata; Actinopteri; Synbranchiformes; Synbranchidae
Gene: ca4a
Product: carbonic anhydrase IV a
Exons: 8
Coding region: 178-1101 (307 amino acids)
Cellular component (GO): plasma membrane
Molecular function (GO): zinc ion binding; carbonate dehydratase activity
Source: RefSeq, a predicted model, not a curated record
CUCCUGCCAGUGGGGAGCUAAAUUAGAGGUGAUGCUUAAAGGGGGAGGGGCCACUCUUUCUUUCCUUUCGGGAUAUGGUGAUAGAUAAGUAUAAAGACCCCCUGCAAGAAUGCGAGCACGUUGGAAAAAACAAGUCAUUGUGUUGCCUUCCCUCGCUCGAGUCAGAGACGCUCCAAAAUGCAGCCGCUAAUCCUGCCUGUUCUCCUGGCAUCAUUUUGGACAGUCUGCACAGGAUCGGCAGACUGGUGCUAUCAGUCCCAGUUUACCUGUGAGCAUCAGUGCAAUGCACCAGCCAUGUGGGACCAUGCCAGCAGCAACUGUGCAGGAAGUGUGCAGUCGCCCAUCAACAUCGUCACCAGAAAGACUUUGAAAGAUGAGCGUCUGACUCAUUUUGAGUUCAAAAACUACAAACAGAUCAUCACAAGCAGAGUGAAGAACAAUGGCCACUCAGUUCAGGUUGAGAUUCCUCACCUCAGCAGCAUCUCAGGUGGAGGCCUGCCUAACACAUACAAGGCUGUGCAAUUCCACCUGCACUGGGGCAACGAUGGCGGGCCUGGCUCUGAACACACCAUCGAUGGAGAACAGUAUCCCAUGGAGCUGCACAUUGUCCACAUGAAGCACCAUUACACUGAUCUCAAAACAGCACUGUCAGACCCAGAGGGAGUUGCAGUUCUUGGGUUUUUCUAUGAGAUGUCCAAUAGUGAAAAUCAAAAGUAUGAUCCCCUCAUUAGCUCUCUGCAAAAGAUUACGGCUACAAAUACCAACACAUCUCUGCUUUCCACCUCCCUGGCACAACUGAUCCCAUCUGAGACAAAUCUGACCUCCUACUACCGUUAUAAGGGGUCUCUGACCACCCCACCAUGUACUGAAGCUGUGAUUUGGACUGUGUUUGAGAAUCCCAUUCCUCUGAGCAUGAAUCAGCUGAAGGCAUUUUCUGAGCUCAGAUUUGCUGAUAAAAAGCAAAUGGUGGAUAACUUCAGGCCGAUCCAGCGCCUUAAUGGGCGGCAGGUGUUCUGGUCAGGAAGUGCAAUGACCCUAGCCAGCUCCGUCCUCCUUGUGAGUGCCAUCACCAUGGCACUGGGAAUGGCCCAACCCAACUAGACCGAGGCGUGAUGUCCACGAGCACAACAAGGUCACUCUUCAGCUGAACCUUGGUUCAUAACAUCUUCAUUGCAUAGCUGCCAAGAUAAUCAACCAUUUCACAGGAAUGACACAUCUGGUGUUCUUCCCUCACGACACAGAUGACAAAGACAUUCGAAGGAUGCCUUAUGAACGCUGCCGUAAGGGUUCGGUCAGCAUACAUGCAUGCAUAGUGAAAUAUUUGGUCUUUUUUCAGCAUUAUGAAUGUUCCAUAGAGCUGGUUACCAAGCACUCAGAGUGACAGCUGAAUUCAACACCAGGCCCCUUAGCCAUCAUCCUGUAAACACCAACACACGCAUAUCUUCAGACCUCAUCCACUUUAUCCUAUGUCAGAUAAAUUUAGCUUCUGCUAAUGUCAGUGUGAGUUGCCCAUGGUCUCUGCUCUGCAUGCCGAUGUCACCCUCGUGACCUACCACAUAAUGUGUGGGUUUUCAAUGGGGCAUGUAAAUGGCAUAGAGCUAUUAAUAGCAGAACUGAGCCACAAAAGCAAGUGCCAUUUCAAAGUAGUCUGCGGGCAGUGUGGCGUUUUUUUUUUUUUCAAAGUUCAGGAGCACAUAGUGCGGAGGUCAGGUUUUCAUCUCACAGCCAGCAUGUGUGCUAUUAGCAGAGCUGCAGCGUCUGUCCUCGCAGAUGCAGAGGCUACUGAAACCUGAGACAAAGAAACAUUCAAAUGCUAAUAGUGGGUCACAAAAUGAGUGACAGCACAAGGAGAAGAGAGCAACACUUGUGAGGCUCAAUCAGCACCUGACAUGUCACAAUUCCUUUCAAACUUAUUAUUUUCAUUCAUCUCAAACAUUUGCAUGAAUCCACGUCUUAAUGUUUUUGAUGAGCUACAUGUACAUGGCUGCUGGAGUGAAGCUUCACACACAGAACAGUGCUUGCCAAAUUCAUACCCACAGCUCAGUCACUCCAUCUCUGAUUGUCCAUUUGAGUGUCUCCAAUGCACUCACUGUUAUCGACUGUGAAUUACACGCCACUGAGUUCCCACUCAUUUGUUCUGCAAGACUUAGGUUCUCUAAUGAGAGAUGUGUGCAGUUUUCCAUCAAGAUUUAUUGUGAUGAAUAAUUUAAGGAUCUGUAAAAGUUCCAUAAGUCAUCAAGUUAUAUUUCUAUGCUGCCAUUGUAUACAUGUAUUUACUGAAUGUGUAUAUUCAUGUGAGCUGCACAGUUGCUGUUAUUUAUGCAUUGUAGUUUAUAUAGUACUGAAUGCAUAUAUGCAACAUCAAGUUGUUCAUGACCAAUAGUUUAAUUUUGAUGUCCAAAUAUAUGAGACUGUCAACUUUUUAAUUCUUGAAAGUAUCAUAAAUAAUACUCUGCUUGUGAUCCAAACAAACAAUAAACUACUUUCAUGGCUUUUUAA